This is a messenger RNA of Pollicipes pollicipes, 3952 nucleotides long. RefSeq names its product nuclear hormone receptor 4 (gene Hr4). The transcript has 16 exons. Bases 164 to 2551 code for a protein of 795 amino acids. Gene Ontology annotation, biological process: regulation of DNA-templated transcription. Gene Ontology annotation, molecular function: zinc ion binding; DNA-binding transcription factor activity; sequence-specific DNA binding. The record is from RefSeq and is a predicted model, not a curated record. NCBI's taxonomy places the organism in Eukaryota, Metazoa, Arthropoda, Thecostraca, Pollicipedomorpha, Pollicipedidae.
CUGCGUGUUCGGAGCGCAGCGGUCCGCGCCGGGGCGUUCGCGGCGGCGGGGAACACCUGGUGCCAGUGACCGCGAGCUGCUAGCGUAGGAACCGCGCGACGCACAGUGCGGACGGACUGUGGAGACCUGAGGCCGGCGGGCUGGCAGGCUGGCUGGUGCAUGCAUGUGGACGUCUGCUGAUGCGGACGCGCGGCGCUCGGCUGAGGCGGCCGCGAUGAACGGCUACAUCAAGGUGCAGCGGCCCGGCGAGCUGCGGGCUGAAGAGGGCCUGGCCCGCUACACGUCAGGUAAGCAUCCACUUGUCAACUGGAGGGUGCCACAGACGUUUCCGAAGCUGAGCAGCCCAUUUCAAACAGGCAUGAUGACGGUGCCAGUGCUUCCUUACGACGCUGGUCGCAUGAGCCUCUUCCAAGAUCUCAAACUCAAGCGCAGAAAGGUGGACUCAAGGUGCAGCAGUGACGGCGAGAGCCUGGCCGACACGUCCACCAGCUCUCCAGACAGCGGAGGCUCGGCGGGAGGAGGCGCUGCCUCUCCCCACCACCUGCACAGCGACGCCCCCACCUCCCCGCCCAAGGACAGGGGAACGCCGGAGCCGGUGGCGCGCGUACCGGCGGCCACCUCCCUGAUGGCGGUUUCAACGGACCAAACUGAGCUGUCCUCGGUGACAGCACGCUCAGCGUCGUCGGACGACCACCAGCAGAAGCCGGACAACGGCAGCGGCGUGUUCGAUGGUGGCGGCGGCCAGGACGGUGACGGCGACGGCGGCGGUGGCGGCAGUGGUGGCGGCAGUCCGCCGGCGCCGGCGGCUGGCUCCGGCGAGCAGCCGCGGUUGCGCACGCCGCAGGUGAUCAUGGGUGAACACGGCGGCGUGCGGACAAUGGUGUGGACGUGCCCUGAGCCGAGCGCGGCGCCGGCGCUGCCGGCCCCGCUCUAUAGCGAGGAGCAGAUGGUGCGUCUGUCGGUGGACAGCCUGCUCAGCCUGGGCCAGGAGCGGCGGCUGUCGUCAGCGUCGUCGGCGCAGACGCCGCCGCACCUGUCGCCCAGCAGCUCGCUGACGCUGUCACCCUCGCCCCGAUCUCCGUACCACCCGUCCGUCAUUACGUCGACGCCGUCGUCGGCGGCGCCCGUCUCGGCGGCGCGGGACCUCUCACCCACGGCCGCCAGCUCACGCGCGCUGCCCGGCGCCGAGGCGCAGCCCUUCGGCGCGCUCGACAUGACCAAGUUCUGGGGACAGACGCAGGCUCUGAACCUCACCACCAGCUGGUCCCAGCGGACGGGGCCGGAGCCGUCGACUUCGACGCAGCACUACGACGACAACGACGAGCACCCCAUGAUCUGCAUGAUCUGCGACGACAAGGCCACCGGCCUUCACUACGGCAUCAUCACCUGCGAAGGGUGCAAGGGCUUCUUCAAGCGCACUGUCCAGAACAAGCGCGUCUACACGUGCGUGGCGGACGGCAAUUGUGAGAUCACCAAGGCGCAGCGUAACCGGUGCCAGUUUUGUCGCUUCCAGAAGUGUCUCAAGAUGGGAAUGGUGCUGGCAGCCGUGAGGGAAGACAGAAUGCCCGGAGGAAGGAACUCGGGGGCAGUCUACAACUUAUACAAGGUCAAGUACAAGAAGCAUAAAAAGAAGCAGCUGAACGGCUCCAUGAAGGUAGAAGGCAAGCCUAAGACCCUGGAGCUUCAAACCUCAGUGCCACCUGGUUUAUUUGCAGCAGGAAACAUUCUGAAGACGGCUCUGACGAAUCCGACCGAGGUGGACCACCUGCGGCACCGGAUGGAGAGCGCCGUCAGCUCGUCCCGCUCGGUGCCCUACGAGGCGUAUUCCUCCCUCAUCCGCACGCUCAUCGACUGUGAUAACUUCGAGGAUAUUGCGACGGUAAAGAACCUGAACGAGAUCUUCGACAACAAGUCGGAUAUCUCACAGAAGCUGUGUCACAUCGGUGACUCCAUAGUCUACAAGCUGGUGCAGUGGACGAAACAGUUGCCUUUCUACUCCGAGAUCCCCGUCCAGGUCCACACGCAGCUGCUGACGAGCAAGUGGCACGAGCUGCUGGUGCUGACGACAUGCUCGUACCAAGCAAUCCGCGGUAUCCGCCCGACCCUAACCAUCACGGCAGAUGGCACGCAAACAGAGUUCCAGCAGGAGGUGUCGAACAGCUUAUGCACUCUGCAAACGUGCUUGUCGAACAUGAUGAAUCAAGCGAUCUCGAUGGAGCAGCUGCGAAGGGAGGUUGGCGUGAUGAUCGAGAAGAUCACGCUGGUAACGGUGAUGCUGCGCAGCUUGGGCAUACGUAUGCAGGAAUACGUGUGCCUCAAAGUCAUCGCCCUCCUCAACGACUCCUCAUCGCUGUACGCCAACUCGGAGCACAUCGAGGACCGCUACCGGAGCUGCCUGCGCUCCUACGUGAUGCACGAGUACCCGGAGCAGCCCACGCGCUUCCAGCAGCUGCUGGCCCGCUUGCCCGAGAUUCGCGAGGCGGCAGCGCUGCUGUUGGAGAGCAAGAUGUUCUACGUGCCGUUCCUCCUGAACUCAACCAUCCAGCGGUAGUCGACGGCGUCCCGAACACACACACACACGCGCACACACACACACGUACAGACGCACCCAUUCACACAUUCUUGGGGGACCAUCAACGACUCGUGUGCCCUACACACGCACGCAAACAGGUCACGCACACACACACGCACGCACGCAUGUACGCACCCACUCACACACGCAGGCGAGCGCGCAUGCGCGCACACAUGUACGCACACACUCACGUGCAUGCGUACACUCAGCCACACAUGCACUUAUGCAUGCAGGUACGCAUACACGCGCGCAUGCACAAACGCACGCACACACACACACACACACACGCAUACACACGCACGCACGCACACACUCGAACACGCAUACGCGGGGGCGAGCGAGAGCGAGGGACGUCGGUGCCCGCGCCGGUGAUGACGGUCUCCAUAUGGGCGGGCAGAGUGAGCGGACGUGUCACUCCGGCAGAGCCCGGCCCCGGCCGCGGCGGCCUCGGCAGCAAUACACGAUGCGUGGCGCACCGAAUCAAAACGGCCGGGGGCCCGACGCCGCACUGCACGAGACGGCCGCCGAACUAGUCAGUUGUCAAGUGAAUGCCCUCGUAAGUUACCGUACCACGGUUGUCUUCUGCCAUGUUUUAUACUAGUCGGUUCAGCCGGUCACAGCGCGGCGCGAUGGAAAUUCGUGUUGAGUUGUCCCCUGGCGGGCGGGACGCGUUACCAGCCACUCCGGCGCUCCUUGGAACCUGUUCGCGAUCGGCGAAAACUCGCGCCGGACGCCGUUGUUCGGUUGCGCUGCCUUCUCUGUCUGGUUUGCGUUGUGUUGUCGGCUCGGUCGGAGUGUACAUAGAACGCUGGAGUAGCAGAAAUAUCGAGUAUUUAUCACGAGUGUGAUGCCUAGAUGAGCGAGUGGGGGUGCCGGCCUCGCGCUCGCGCCCCCCAGGCCUGUACAGCGUGUGACUAGGCCCGGCCAUGCGCCGCUGUGUGUGCGUGUUGGGGUCAGCUAGUGCCGACGGGCCGGCGGUGGCUUGCCACCCGUUAUUUUUAUUCUUAUUCUUAUUCAAGUACAACGGUCGUGAUGGUAGAUUUUUGGCUGCAUUUGGCGCGUGUGCCGCGUGAAUGGGGAGUGAACAGCCAGCAAAUUUAGUUACCAGUGCGACGAGACCAAAGUUUGAGUUACCACAAUCUGAGGCAGGCAGGCUGUUUGCGGUGAAGACCAUUCUGUGCGGAGAGCGCGUUUUCUACGAGUAUCCAAUCGUUUCUUUCUAAUUUUGUACCCAUUCACUGUGGUGGUUGUAACUUUUUAUUGUUACGUGGACGCAGACACAAUUUUGUACAGCAUCGUGAAUGUGUAUGUUUAUAUUCAAUGAUUGUGUGCAUUUAUGUAUGUUCCUACGCAAAAGAGGAAAUGUACCAUUAAAAAAUA